Hypoxylon fragiforme is the source of this 1015-nucleotide messenger RNA. RefSeq names its product class I glutamine amidotransferase-like protein. Gene Ontology annotation, cellular component: cytosol; nucleus. Lineage: Eukaryota; Fungi; Ascomycota; Sordariomycetes; Xylariales; Hypoxylaceae. The record is from RefSeq and is a predicted model, not a curated record. The transcript is spliced from 2 exons. The coding region runs from base 152 to 916 and encodes 254 amino acids.
AUCGUUUAUCGUGUAUCCUUGAUCCACUUCUCUGUUUCUUCGAAAGCCAUCAUAGCAACCCUCCUAGCGUCCACCGCUAUUAGUUUCCCUUCCACCAUUUCAUCCCUAUCCGACCCGCAUACACCGCGCGCCACAACUCAUCAUAACCAUCAUGGGCUCAGUAUACGUCCCGCCGACGCGGCUCGCCAUCCUUGAAGCCGAUACUCCCUUACCGGGCAUCAAGGCCAAGUACGGGUCGUAUGGCGGGGUCUUCACCCACCUUUUCGAACGAGCCUGCGCCUCCCUCAACCCGCCCCAGCCGCUCCCGGCGCUCCUCGAGCUCUCGUCCCACAACAUCGUCAACGACUUGAACGCCUACCCGGACCCCGAGACCAUCGAUGCCAUCCUCAUAAGCGGAUCUAAGUUCUCUGCUUACGAGAACGACGAAUGGAUUAUCCGCCUCGUCCAGUACACCCGGCGCUGCCUCGAAGGUGGCCGCGUCCGUGUAAUCGGCGUCUGCUUCGGCCACCAAAUUGUUGGCCGCGCCAUGGGUGCCGAUGUCGGCAAGAAUACUCGCGGGUGGGAGCUCAGCGUUGUCGACCACAACCUUACCGAGGACGGCAAGAAGAUCCUUAACGUUGAGAAACUUGCAAUUCACCAAAUGCACCGCGAUGCCGUGUUCACGCUGCCACCAGGCGCCAUCUCGCUAGCUAGCACCGACAUCUGCGCCGUACAGGCCAUGUAUGUGCCAGGGCGUGCCAUCACAGUACAGGGCCAUCCCGAGUUCACCUCAGACAUGGUGAAAGAGAUCCUCGAGAUGCGUCGGUACGGCGGCAUCAUAGCCCAGGACGUCUUCGAGGACGGCAUGCGCCGUGUCGCUAACAAACACGAUGGCGUCGCUGUUGCCAGGGCUUUCCUUCGAUUCUUGCGAGAGUAAGGCCACGCUGAUUAGAAUAACAACAAACUAGAAAAGGGAAGGAAAAAAAGAAAAGGGCAAGGGGGCUCCGCGGAUGCAGCCCAUUUUUAUUUAUACCUA